UAUGAUUGUCAAAAUUAUAAUGACGUAUUUUCAAUUUUGAUCACGUGAUACUGUAAAUUAACCGCCAAAAUGAUUGUCACUGUCAUUUUCAGCAGGUCGGCAUUUUUCUGAAUCUCUUUGUAACGUAUUUCUUUCUGUUAACAAUUAAACGUGUUUAUUACAACAAACUUAGAUAACUUUCUACUUCAAGCAUAUAGAUUGUUAUAAAAAACCGUAACAUUCGUAAUGGCUAAGGUGCAUAUAACCAAUGUUGUUGUACUUGACAAUCCUAGUCCUUUUUUAAACCCUUUCCAAUUCGAACUAACUUUCGAAUGCAUAGAAGAGCUAAAGGAAGACUUAGAAUGGAAAAUGAUUUACGUCGGAUCAGCUGAAACAGAGGAGCAUGAUCAAGUAUUAGACACAAUUUACGUUGGCCCCAUACCAGAAGGGCGGCACAUGUUUGUCUUUCAAGCACCUCCACCAGACGUUAACCGAAUUCCCGAGAAUGACGCGUUAGGCGUAACAGUUGUCCUUUUAACAUGUUCAUAUAGAGGCCAGGAGUUUGUCCGCGUCGGUUAUUUUAUAAAUAAUGAAUACAGUGAAUCAGAACCCGAAUUACGUGAAAAUCCUCCAGCAAAACCGCAAUUCGACAAAGUAUUAAGAAAUAUUCUAGCUUCAGAACCUAGAGUUACACGAUUUAAGAUCAAUUGGGCAGAACCAGAUGCAGUACCAACAGAUUCUGGUGAUGGAAACAUAGAAUCAACUCAUGCGCCUAGCAAUGAUUCUUAUGGGGCAUCUUUCAAUGCAGAUAGUCAAAUAAGUGGUAUAGAAUUUCAAGGAAGCCUUAGCGGAUAUGGUGAUAACUCCAAUUCUAUUGCUCCUAUGGAGUGCUGAGAUUGUAUAUAAAACAUAAUGAAGACUAAAUAUGAGCAAGUGGGUCAAAAACUAAAUGACUGUUGUGAUAAUGUUUGUGAAAUAAUUCGAGGUAAUACUAUAAAGUGAGGUGUUAUUUUAAAUGGUAUAUACAUCCAUGAGUUUUCUGGCAAAAGUGAAUAUAUCAGUGUUAUGAUUUUUUGAGAGGAAAUAGGAGUCAAUCAUAAAAGUUUUCAUUGUUAGCUUAACAGGCAAUGUAAAUUUUUCACUGAUAUUAAAAUUUAUUAUUUAUUUUCCAAUAUUACAAAAGUCUUUUUUUAGUUGGUAGCUUUAUACAAAUCUCACACUGACUAGUAAAUUUUUAAUAGUCAGGGAAUUUCAUCAUUAUAACUCCAAUCUGUAUUUGUGGGCCAGGUUUUGAUUAAGAUGUAAUCUGGAGGAUACAACAUUCACAUCAAUAAUAAUAUACUUUAAUAGCCUUUAUUUAUAUGAUUGAAAAUACAUGCAAUUAAAGUCACUUUUGGAAAUAUUGUCUAUAUCUUUAAACCACCCUUAACAAACACCCAAUGAUUUUAAAUUAUGGAACAGCAAGAUUUAUUACCUUUAUCAUCACAAAACAUAUGGUAACUGUUGAUUCUAAAUCUUAUUGCAAUUGAUUGAUUAUGCAUUGGUAUAGCAGCUGUGCAUCAUAUGGUCACAUUACUUUCUAUCAUAAUUUGUUAAAAUAGGCCUAAUGUCAACUUUCAUUUACUGCUAUCAAAGGUAAUGCCAAUUGCUAUCAUAAUAAUAUAAACAAGUUUCAGUGUAUUUAAGUGUGUAACAAAUUGUAGAUAUGUUAUUUUUUAAUAUUAGGCUAAUAAAAAUAUAAUGUAAA
This is a messenger RNA of Pieris rapae (cabbage white), 1726 nucleotides long. RefSeq names its product histone chaperone asf1 (gene asf1). The coding region runs from base 226 to 873 and encodes 215 amino acids. The transcript is spliced from 2 exons. Gene Ontology annotation, cellular component: nucleus. Gene Ontology annotation, biological process: DNA replication-dependent chromatin assembly. The record is from RefSeq and is a predicted model, not a curated record. Gene Ontology annotation, molecular function: histone binding. Lineage: Eukaryota; Metazoa; Arthropoda; Insecta; Lepidoptera; Pieridae.